UUUGUCAUAUCAAAUAAGCCCAACUCAAAUAAGCCCAAUUUGACCACUGUGUAAGUAAAGUAAACCUCUCCGUUUCUCUGGAGUCUGAAGUAAGAACCCUAGCUUUCUCAUUUCGAAUCUGGAGCUCACGGUUUCUUCUUCGGGAUCGGAAUCGGAAUCGUGCCAUUUGAAUUAGCCUCUGUAUAGAUCGAUGUCUAGCCUCAGAAGAGCUCUGCUCGUUGCAGGGAAGACGAAGAUCAACCUAGAGAACUGCCAUUUCAUUACCGGAAUCAACUACAACGGUCUCAGCGUGAAGCAAUUACAAGAGCUCCGUGGAAUCCUCCGUGAGAACACAAACACGAAGCUCCUCGUCGCCAAGAACACUCUGGUGUUCAAAGCCUUAGAAGGAACCAAAUGGGAAUCUCUGAAGCCAUGUAUGAAGGGUAUGAACGCUUGGCUCUUCGUUCAAUCUGAAGAUAUACCUGCUGCUUUGAAGACUUUCAUCAAUUUCCAGAAAGAGAAGAAGCUCUACGACAAUAACUUAGGCGGUGCUGUCUUUGAGGAGAAAUUGUACGCUCCUCAAGAUUACAAGGUCAUUGAGACGAUGCCUUCUCGUUCCGAUGUUUAUGGUAUGAUGCUUGGUUCUUUGCAUUGGCCGGCGUUAGAUCUCGUCAAUACGUUGCAGGCACCAACGGCGACGGAAAAUGAGACUGUUGUUGCAUAGAGGGAAUGGAUUUUCCAGUUUCUUGAUCUCAAAUGCUUCAAUUAUCAGUCUCCUUUCGUGUUUGUGCUUCCGGAGUAAAAAUAGUAUUCUAUCAAAUGGAUUUCUCUUAGAAAUUGCUAUUGUGGAUUUACUCCUUUGAGCUCCGAUUUCAGAAUCAGUGUUAUCUGGUUUAUGUUGUAGCGGAUUGAGCUUGGCUUAUCUUAUUCUGUUGUUUGCUAGAAGAGAAUUGGUGAAUUAAUAACACUUGUUUUGGCCUUGAA
Messenger RNA from Arabidopsis lyrata subsp. lyrata, 963 nucleotides. Its product is annotated as 50S ribosomal protein L10, chloroplastic. Gene Ontology annotation, molecular function: structural constituent of ribosome. The transcript has a single exon. NCBI's taxonomy places the organism in Eukaryota, Viridiplantae, Streptophyta, Magnoliopsida, Brassicales, Brassicaceae. Gene Ontology annotation, biological process: translation. The record is from RefSeq and is a predicted model, not a curated record. Gene Ontology annotation, cellular component: large ribosomal subunit. Bases 191 to 703 code for a protein of 170 amino acids.